UGUUGGUCGUACUCUGUAAACGUGUGAUGGGUAGUUGCGGUCGUAUCGAAAACGCCAAAUAAUUAUAUAUAAGGGAAAUCCAUGAAUGGACAUUUAGAUUUUAUAAACCCUUACCUAUUUCCCCGAUAGUUUCCUGUUUAUCACGCUGGUGGUGAUGCGUAUUAACGUAAACGGUCGACGUGACAUUGACAGGUCGCUUUUAGCUACUUUAAAACUGUAACCGGUGUCUGUUUAUUGAACGUUAUAAUGUUGGCAGCGUUAUCUAGAGUUAAAAUCCCUCGCCGGCCAUCCUCGGAAUUACUUUUAAGAUGUAUUUUCGAACAAAAGGUCGAAAGAGGUGAGCUGAGCCCACUCACACUCAGUACUGCGCCCUGCAGUAGGAACGUCGGCGGUGUCAGAGAUGUCAGCACCUCGAGUACACUGUGCACCAAAGUCCGCGGAAACCCCAAGAAAAGGGAGAUGUCUGAAAAGAAACUGACCCGUCACUUUGUGGACCACCGCCGUGUGAAGCUGGUGGCUGGGUCAGGGGGUAAAGGGGCCAGCAGCUUUCACAGUGAGCCUCGGAAAGAGUGGGGUGGACCGGAUGGAGGGAAUGGAGGUGAUGGAGGAAGCAUCAUUAUCAAGGCUGACCGCUUUGUCAAAUCAUUAGCACAAGUAGUUCCACUUUACAAGGGGGAGGAUGGGGAAUCAGGGGGAAGCAAGAACUGUUAUGGUCGGAACGGCAGCCCAACCUACAUUCGUGUACCAUUAGGAACUGUAGUCAAGGAGCAGGGCAUAACCAUACUGGACAUGACUGAGCAUGGUCAGGAGUAUCUUGCUGCAUUUGGAGGGGCUGGAGGGAAAGGGAACCGAUUCUUUCUGUCAAAUGAAAACCGUUCUCCAAUGACAGCUACUCCUGGAAUAACAGGCCAGGAGCGGGUCCUUCAACUGGAGCUACGUACCAUGGCACAUGCUGGACUUGUUGGCUUUCCAAAUGCUGGGAAAUCAUCUCUUUUGAGAGCCAUCACCAAUGCUAGACCUGCUGUGGCUGCUUACCCUUUUACAACUCUCAAUCCUCAUGUGGGCAUAGUCAAGUACAGGGAUCAUGAGCAAGUUGCAGUUGCUGACAUCCCAGGCAUCAUUCGAGGAGCCCAUCUAAAUCGAGGCUUAGGAAUCUCCUUCUUGCGCCAUAUAGAGCGCUGUCGUUUCCUCCUUUUUGUUCUGGACUUGUCGGCUCCAGAGCCCUGGACCCAGCUCCAACAUUUGCGUUAUGAACUGGACCAGUAUGAGCCUGGACUGUCCCAGCGGCCUCAGGCUAUCAUAGCCAACAAAAUGGACCUAUCUGAGGCCCGGGAAAAGCUGGAAACUCUUAAAAGCCACGUUUCCCAGAGGGUCAUCCCUGUUUCAGCUCUCACAGGACAAAACACAGAGGAGCUCAUUCUCUACCUGAGAGAGUUGUAUGAUGGCUACCUCCAAGGGGGAGGUAAUGGGUGAAGGGAAAAUCAGUGGUAGGAAAAACUGGCCACUUGCGUAAUAGAAAAUGUGUAUGAUAAAUAUUUAUAU
This is a messenger RNA of Pelmatolapia mariae (spotted tilapia), 1542 nucleotides long. RefSeq names its product mitochondrial ribosome-associated GTPase 2 (gene mtg2). NCBI's taxonomy places the organism in Eukaryota, Metazoa, Chordata, Actinopteri, Cichliformes, Cichlidae. Gene Ontology annotation, cellular component: mitochondrion. The transcript has 6 exons. Gene Ontology annotation, molecular function: GTP binding; GTPase activity; magnesium ion binding. Bases 247 to 1473 code for a protein of 408 amino acids. The record is from RefSeq and is a predicted model, not a curated record.